AGUUACCGUGACGUCAUCAGUCCGCAUCGUACGGUGGAAACCAACGUGGGAAGAGGAGGAAGAGAGCGACGUGAAGAGGAGGAGAGUGAAGAAGAGUCCCCACGUGAACCGGUGUGAACAUGGCAUCGAUUCAGGAGCCAGAGGUCCAGCUCGCGCAGAGACUAGCCUCUAACGAGAAGCCCGUCCGGACCAAGGCCAUAAAGAAACUGAGGAAGUACAUCAGCGUCAGGUCUCAGAGCGACAUAGGUGGAUUCACAGGUGAUGAGCUGCUCAAGCUAUGGAAGGGUCUGUUCUACUGUCUGUGGAUGCAGGAUAAACCACUGCUCCAGGAGGAGCUAUCAAACCAAAUCUCCACCCUGAUCCACAGCUUCCACCAUAUCGACAACCAGCUGUUAUACCUGGAGAGCUUCCUGCAGACCUUCAAAAGAGAGUGGACCGGUAUCGACAGGCUGCGGAUGGACAAGUUCUUCCAGCUGGUUCGCUUCAUGUUCAGACAAACCUUUGAGAUGCUGAAGAGGAAAAACUGGGAGAGCAGUCUGGUCGGCAGGUUUCUGGAGCUGCUGAAUGCACAGCUUCUGCAGAGCAGCAGCGGGGCGCCCUGCGGGCUGCAGUUCCACAUCCUGGACCUCUACAUGACCGAACUGGCUGCUGUGGGUUCAGCAGAGCUCACUGCUGAUCAGAACUUGAUAUUCAUCGAGCCCUUCUGCAAAACAGCAGCCAAAACUAAAGAUCGGUCUCUUUUCAGAGCCAUCUGCAACAGCCUCCUCGGCACCAUCAUCGACCAGGCCCCCUUCGCUAUUGAUGAUUUGAUGAAGGAGGUGAAAGGAGCCGAGGCCUCAGACUCCGACUCAGGACAGGCCUCUGAAGAGGACGACCAAGAAGACCAACCAGAGGAGAAAAUAAGCAAACCAGUCAGCAAGAAAGGGACAUGGAAGCAGAUGAACGGUAAUAUAUCCAAUGAAGCCGAGGAGGAUGACAGUGAUGAGCUUCUUCACUUGGAAGACUCGGACUCAGAGGGGUCAUGUGAUGAAGACGAUGAAGAAAUCGGACCAGUCCUACAGUUUGACUAUGCGGCCCUGGCUGACAAGCUGUUUGCGUUAGCCAGUCGGAACAGCACACCCAGCCGGAACAGGCAGAGACUCUACAAAAUCAUCAAUGUACUGCGGGACCUGAAUGAAGGCAUCUUCCCUCAGGAUGAGUGUCCAGAGGAGGUCUCCACAGAUGAGGAUGAUGACAUGUUCUGCAGCAGGAAGAGGAUGAAGAGAGGAGGUCGUCCCACGAAGGAUGACGAGGAGGGGGGUCCAGCAGCCAAGAAAAGGAAGAAAAGGGAGGCAUCCGCACUCAACAAGCAAAACGAGGCAUCUGGGGAAGACGACAAUGAACCGGCUGACCUUUCUGCAAAUGAUGAAAACAAAAAGAAGAAAAAGAAGAAAAGGAAGAAGAAAAAGAAGGCAGUGCAGAGUGGAAGUGCAGCUGGUGAGGAAAAUGCAGACGGACCUGAACAGACUGUGGCUCCAGCUCAAAGUGGAAAUAAAGAGACUGAAGGAGGUCCAGAGUGUUCACAAGACACACAGAAGGAAGCACAGACACAGGGCUCCCUCUCAUCUGUAAAAGUGACAGAAGCAGCUACUCCAGAGAGCCAGUCAGAAACUCUGCUUCUCUCUGAAGUAAAGAAACAGCCGACAGUUAUAGUCAUAGAAGACACCAGCGAACCAACCCCCUGCACCAGUGAUAAGGACCAAUCUGAAAAGGAGACUUCUGAGCUCAAACCUGAGGUGAUGGAGACAGCAGAGGAGGAGCAGACUCCUGAUAAAACAGAGCCAGAGAUGUCCCCCGAAGCCCAUGCUACCGUCUCAGGCAAGAAGAAGAAAAAGAAGAAGGGCCUGAAGGCCAAACUACAAACAGAUGAGAUUGUGGCUGAAUUGCAGGUCAAUGGAGAAGAAGAGAUCAUACCAGCAAGUAGUGAGGAGUCAGCUGAAAAACAUGCAACGACGACACCUGAGACUGAUGCUACAGUCCCUGCCAAGAAGAAGAAGAAGAAGGUCCUGAAGGCCAAGAAGAAUGUCAAGGAGGUUGAGGGCGAAUCACAAGUCCAUAGUGUGAGCACAGAAGCAGAUUCCCCAUCGAUACUUUGUGAGGAUUCAGAGGAAGCUUGCCCAACCGUCCAACUCGUGGCGCCAACUGAUUCUACAACCCCAUGCAGUAAGAAGGGUAAGAAAAAGAACCUCAAGGCUAAUGAAGCACUAAAGGUUGAGGCUGAGGCACAGCUCGAGGUAGAGGGAAAACACACAUCAGCUGGUGAGGAAACAUCACAAGAUGCCGCCGCAGUGCCACUUAAAAAGAAGACAAAGAAAAAGGGCAAGCAGGGAGAUGCAACAUUGGAUGAAAGCACCGUAACCCCGCUGAAUAAGAAGAGGAAAAAGAAUAAAAAAGAAUCGGAAGCGGAAGAGGAAGGAGCGGCGGUGGAAGCCCCUCAGUCGGUGGAUGCUGAGAUCACCAUGACAACGCCAGCAAAGAAGAAGAAAAAGAAGUUGGCAGCAGCCCAAUUGGAGGUGAAAGAUCAAACCCAGUCGCAGGUGGUCGGCAGUGUUGACGCAGAGCUCUCACUGGGUGAAGCUGAAGCGGUCUCUUCCUCCGGGAAACCGGCCAAGAAGAAGAAAAGGAAGAUCCCCGUGACGUUUGAGUACGAGGUCGAUGAGCUUGAGGCAGCUGCACAGGAGGCUACAUCCAUCAACGGGCUUGCAGAAGAAGAAACCGGCGUCAAGGCGAAACCAGGCAGUGCUAAAAAGUCACAGAAGAAGACGAAGGCUUCCCCAGCGUCGGCGUCUGACUUCAUGACGUUUCAGAGCAACGCUACAGUCCCGACACCGCUCUUCUGCAAAACCAAGAAGAGCCCCAAAACCCCGCUGUCCAGCAAGAAAGUAAAAAAGAAUCAAACUCCCAAAUCAGAAUCCAAGAAGGUGACCUUCGGUCUCAAGAAUAACAAGACAGCUGAGUUUCGGAAGACCGAUCGCAGCCUGCUGGUGAGUCCAGACGGGUCAUCACGAGUGCCCUUUGACCCAGAGCAGAAACCCAAGUUUGGGGUUCUAAAGUCUCCGCCCACACCACUGUCCGCCAGAAAGACUCCCAAGGCCAACAAGAAGAUCUUGAGAAAGAGCACGCCUAAACGACGACCCACAGCGGCCGACUUCUUCUAACAGACUGUAGAUACAGACCUGACGCUCUGUGUGAACUCCUGAAUAGACUGAUUUAAAAAAACAAAAAAAACAAUCCUCUUUUGGAAAGAUAUAUAGAAGUAUUUUCAUGUUUAUCUGAUAUCAGUGUUGCAUUUUUCCUCCUUAGAGUGACUCAACGUUUUAAUAAAGUUACUCAUUCCACUUUUUCCAAUUUGA
Messenger RNA from Sebastes umbrosus (honeycomb rockfish), 3392 nucleotides. It is a transcript of the gene rrp1, whose product is annotated as ribosomal RNA processing 1. The record is from RefSeq and is a predicted model, not a curated record. Gene Ontology annotation, cellular component: nucleus; preribosome, large subunit precursor; preribosome, small subunit precursor. Gene Ontology annotation, biological process: rRNA processing. The transcript is spliced from 16 exons. The coding region runs from base 120 to 3197 and encodes 1025 amino acids. Lineage: Eukaryota; Metazoa; Chordata; Actinopteri; Perciformes; Sebastidae.